This is a messenger RNA of Arabis nemorensis, 720 nucleotides long. Lineage: Eukaryota; Viridiplantae; Streptophyta; Magnoliopsida; Brassicales; Brassicaceae. The record is from the annotation of a GenBank genome assembly.
AUGAAUCUUGUCGAGUUCGGUGGCCUCAGAGGGAGGUUAACCUUGACUGGACAAGAGCUCAACCCCGUUCAGGAACGUCUGAUGGAGCCUGCGAGGGUUACCCUAGUCAGGCGCAUGCGCAGUUUCCAUCUUCUCAUCUCCAGCCAGAGACUUCGCCGGAGUAUCUCAUUGACAAUGGUCAGAAUCAACAACAUUGAAAAAAAUGGUUGUGAACUACUCUUCACACAAAGUCUUCAUGUCCGAGUAGUUUUCAGGCAAGUUGCAAGGACUCUCCACCUUCCCUUGAAGGAAAUAUACAUCAUGACCAACUGGCCUACCUACGAGGACGUGACGAAUCAACAAUCUGAUUCCUGGAACACCAUUCCUCUCUUCUUAAGAGAAGCCAUACUGAACAGUGGAGUGAGAUAUGAUUCAUGGAGAAUCAGAAACAUCUGGGUACUGUCUUCAUCAAGACUAGUUCAAAACGCUGCCUUUUAUUUCGCCGUUGCGAUUAUAAGGCAAUUCGAGUGCAUGCUGAAGCGCUGGAGCGGAUUUCCAGUAGAACAGUCGCUGUCGAUGCAAGACUUGAUCAACCACAUUCCAAGACACCUCGUUAAUCAGUUCGGUAUUCUCUCUUUAGAAAACGCAUGCAGGUGUCUUGAACAUCACGGUGUCUUGUCAGCUUCAGACGGUCCUCCGCUGACCUUCAUUCAGGCUGCACCUACUCCACGAGUGAGCUAG